Filobasidium floriforme is the source of this 1089-nucleotide messenger RNA. Its product is annotated as GroES-like protein. Gene Ontology annotation, biological process: alcohol metabolic process. The coding region runs from base 1 to 1089 and encodes 362 amino acids. NCBI's taxonomy places the organism in Eukaryota, Fungi, Basidiomycota, Tremellomycetes, Filobasidiales, Filobasidiaceae. The transcript has 7 exons. Gene Ontology annotation, molecular function: zinc ion binding; alcohol dehydrogenase (NADP+) activity. The record is from RefSeq and is a predicted model, not a curated record.
AUGUCCGCCGAACAGACCCACGCCCGAGGAUACGGUAUCUCGGAUACCAGCAAGUAUACCGAAUUCACCGUCAAGGAGUUCAAACUCAAGACUCCCGGACCUAGGGAUGUCACCAUCGCCAUCGAGUACUGCGGAGUCUGCGGCUCUGACAUGCACACCGUCUCCGGAGGCUGGGGUCCCUUGAAAAACGACUGGGUCUGCCCGGGCCACGAGAUCGUCGGCAAGGUCAUCGCCGUCGGCCCCGAAGCCGCCGACGAAUUCAAGAUCGGGUCCAUCGCCGGUGUAGGAGCUCAGGUGGAGAGCUGCUUGGAGUGCGAGAGGUGUAAAGGGGAUAAUGAGAAUUAUUGUCCGGAGCAGCAUGAUACGUACAAUGAUACGAAUGCUGCGGGGGAUGUCUUGCAGGGAGGGUAUUCGACCCAUAUUAGGGCUGAUAAACGAUUCGUCUUCAACAUCCCCUCCGCUAUCGCCCCUCAAGACGCCGCCCCCAUCCUCUGCGCUGGUAUCACCGUCUACUCUCCCUUGAAGAGGAACGGGACCGGCCCGGGGAAAUUGGUGGGGAUCGUCGGCAUGGGAGGAUUAGGUCAUUUCGCUGUGCAGUUCGCCAAGGCUCUAGGGGCCGAGGUCGUGCUCUUCUCGCAUUCUCCGGGGAAAGCUUCGGAUGCGUUGAGGUUGGGUGCUGAUAAGUUCAUCGCUACUGGCGACAAGGACUUUGCCAAGACCGCCGGGUUCGGAGCUGCCAACAAGGGCAGGGAAUUCGAUUUCAUCCUCUCUUGUGCCGAUUCGAACGCCAUUCCCUUGGACCAGUUCCUUCCCUUGUUGAAGGUCGGCGGAAGGAUGACCACGGUCGGACUUCCUGACCAGCCCUUCUCGAUCGCCGGGUUCGCUUUCGCUGGAAACUCGGCCGCUUUCGGUGGUUCGCACUUGGGCUCCAAGAAGGAGAUGCUCGAGAUGCUCGACCUCGCCGCUGAGAAGAACAUCAAGCCGAUCAUCCACGAGGUCUUGCCCAUGUCCCGAGCUGGGGACGCUAUCGAGGGGGUCGCCAAGAACACGGUCCGAUACCGAUACGUCUUGAAGCAGGACUUGGUCUAG